Molecule: messenger RNA, 1382 nt
Organism: Didymodactylos carnosus
Lineage: Eukaryota; Metazoa; Rotifera; Eurotatoria; Philodinida; Philodinidae
Source: the annotation of a GenBank genome assembly
AUGAAUCUCGGAGAUUGUUUAGAACAAGUGGCUCCGUACAAAAAAAACCCAGAUGAAACACAUGAAUCAGCUCAAGAAUAUUACGAUCAAGCUAAACGACUAGAUCAAGAACAACAUGGAAGUCAAAUUAAACCUGAUGCCUAUGUUCGAACAGCUCUUAACGACUUAUAUUCAGCUGAAAAAAUAGCUCAUAGAUGUACAGAUCCUACAAAGGCUCUUCGAAACGAUAUUGAAAACUAUGUCAAUAAACAAUUGAGUGCCAUAGAAAAUUUGAGCCAAGCGUUUCAUGGUAAUUUAGAAAAAUUAUCAGCUUUCAUCAAUUCUCAACAAAAUUUCAAUAACUUUGAACGUCCACUGAGCCAGCGCGAAGCCGCAAAAGCCGAAGCUCUAGCUAUAUUAAAACAUAAAGUUGAUAUGAUGAAAGAAACGGAGGAUGAAUUCGAAGGAUCAGAAGUACAACAGCAAUAUUAUAGAUCAUUGUGUAUUUCUCUUUGUAAUGUAUUUGAUAGUUCUCGAAUUGUAUCAUCAGCUAUGGUAAGUCAUUGUCUUACGGGUGCAUUGUCAACUGGUGCUCAAGGUUUAAAGUGGGGCUUUGAAAUAAUAAAACGAGUUGUCAACCAUUUUACAUCGUUACCAGGAGGAGCAACGGUUGAACAGGUGGCAGGUGGCGUUGUUUCUGGACUGAAAAAAUGGGACGCACAUCGAAUAACAAAUGCAUUAAAUGUAAUUGGAAAGUUGGAUACACCACAGAAAUUUCAUGAAGCUGCAAAUUAUAUUUCAAGACAACUAACAAUUAUUUAUAAGUGUCAGUUGGAGCAAUGUGUACUGUCGCAGAGAAAAGACAGUAUCAAAUCAACAUCAUCUGUACAACAAGUUAAAACAAAUUGUUGUACAUGUAUGAAAGUAACGGUGGAUAUCGUAUUGAACAGAGAACGGAAAACAUCAAUACAAAAGGUUGCUGAAUAUGCAACAUCACUAAUAUUGGAUAAAAUAAAAACGUUUGAUGUAACAACAUUGCCAACAGAAGCAGGAUGUUGUGACUGUCUUCUUCGACGAAAGGGAAAUAAAAUUAAUGACGGACAACCUGUUGGACCACCGAAAUCAUUAGAAGAAUUAAAUGAAAAAUUAAUUGACGCUGUCUGCAACACCACUGGUAAACCAAUAAUAUCUACUGUAUUGGGUACCGAUAAAUUAAAACUGGCAAGGACAAAUCCUGAAACACCAGAAGCAAAAAGAGUAUGGCGAAUAUAUGAAUUUUAUCAGAAGCCAGGUAUUGAGUUACGAACAACCGAUUCAGUUAAAGAAAUUCCAGUUGGUAACCAUCAGCGAUGGUAUAGAAAUGGGAUGGAUAGAAAACUGUAUUAUUAUCGUUUAUCCACCAU